Messenger RNA from Pteropus alecto (black flying fox), 1399 nucleotides. Its product is annotated as complement factor H-related protein 4. The record is from RefSeq and is a predicted model, not a curated record. Lineage: Eukaryota; Metazoa; Chordata; Mammalia; Chiroptera; Pteropodidae. The transcript has 3 exons. The annotation marks the transcript as partial.
AAACAACUUGUGAUUUUCCAGAAAUAAAACACGGAAACAUAUAUGAUGAAAACAGAUACACACAAGUCUUCCCGGUUGCUAUGGGAAAAUAUUUCUACUACUCCUGUGAUUGGAGCUAUGUGUCUGCUUCGCAGUCACUCUGGACUCAAAUAACCUGUACAGAGCAAGGGUGGUCACCGACACCAAAGUGCCUCAAGUGUGAUGUGCCAGUACUUGAGAAUGCCACAGUUGAAAUUACUGGCACUCAGUUUAAAUUCAAUGACAAGUUGGAAUAUAAAUGCCUGGAUGGAUUUGAAAACAGAGACGGGAACACCACCGGCUACAUAGUAUGUGGUGAAGACGGCUGGUCCCAUCUGCCAACAUGCUACCACUCUACAGAGAAGUGUGGGCCUCCUCCGCCAAUCAGCAAUGGAGAUGUCACUUCCUUCCUGUUAACAGUGUACUCCCCCGGGUCAAGGGUCGAAUACCAAUGCCAGGCCUACUAUGAACUUGGGGGUUCUAAAUAUGUAACAUGCAGCCAUGCAAAAUGGUCAGAGCUACCAAGAUGUAUAGGUAAGUUCUUCUGGAUCCUGAGAAAAUCAGAGUCAUGAUUUUUGAGAGUUUGAUAUUUGCCCAUUCCUAGUCUAAUUGUCAUGGAUUUGUACUCUGAAAGUGUGUUCGCACACGGCUGCUGAAUGGUUGGCAUUCAUAUUUCGAAGUAGAAAGCUACAUGCUUGGACAAUUUCUAUGUAAACAGUGACAGUUUCCUUAGGCUGGAAUGUUCACAUGCUGAUGCCGAUAACGUCGGCCGGCCCCACUGUGGACUCAGCUUUAAUCAGACCUCCUACUACUUUAAGGGCGGUCACCCCCUUAAAGACUCUUUGGCCCUUGUGAGUGUUCCUCUGCUACCAGCGUGAGAACUCAUGGGCAACCUGUUUUCCCCUUCGCCACGAUAGAAAAUGAUCGCACAACAGAAAGUUCUCUGACAAGCGAAGGGCCGUAAUUUAGAGCCUUAUCCUCGGCACUUCCCGCAUCUCGUGGAGGUGACGAUGCUGAGAAACAGCUCGCUGGGCCAGCUCAUGUCGCUGGGCCUGCUUCUGUGCCAAGCAAUCCUGUACGUCUGCGGUCAUCAGGCUCACCCUCUACAUGACGUUUUCGAACUUUCUCUGGUCACCUCGAUCCUUUAAUCGCUCUCCACGUAAACUUGUCCACAUGCCCAGCAGGCGCUUCCCCUGCUGGACAGAGGAAAUGAGAACCACGUGACAUGAAACUCCUCAUUCCGGCCGAGAGCCAUCUUCUGCCCACGGCGUGGGUCCCACCCCUUCUCGCUUUUCCAAGAGUCCUCCGCAAUCCAUUGCAGUGUUUCCCCUUUACCUCCUUUUUUGCCGACCCCUUCCCAAUUCAUUUGAACGUGCUCAAA